GAAUUGGUCGACCAUCAAAGCCACGUCGACACAGCAUCAGAGGCAAAAUAGCCAGCUAUGCUCCCAUCACCACCGGCGGCGGCGGCUCCUCCUCCUCCUCCUCUACCGCCGCAGUCCUCCGACGAGGACUUCUUUUCCGCCGCCUCAACCUCCACUUCCUCCGAUUCCAAGCCACGCUCCCCACCCCAAACCCUCCCUCAGAUCCCCAUCGUAUGGCCCGAAGACGGCGCUCUCACCGCCUCCUGGGUCUCCGACCUCAUGCACGCCUUCGAAUGGGCCUCCAAAGCUCUUCCGCCCUCGGAGCUCCCCUCCGUCCUCCCCGUCGCAGCCUUCGACAAGCUCGUGCUCACCGCAUCUAAGAUUUUGCACAAGGAGCCCAAUUGCGUCAGGAUCGACGAGAAUUCCGAUCUCAAUUCGGACUGCCGUGUCGUGGUGGUGGGGGACGUUCACGGUCAGCUGCAUGAUGUGCUUUUUCUGCUCAGAGAUGCCGGAUUUCCUGCCGAUGAUCGCUUUUUCGUGUUCAAUGGGGAUUAUGUGGACAGAGGUGCUUGGGGGCUCGAAGUUUUUCUGAUUCUACUGGCCUGGAAGGUUCUUAUGCCUCACAGGGUAUUUUUGCUUCGUGGAAAUCAUGAAUCUAAGUAUUGCACUUCUGUUUAUGGAUUUGAAAAGGAAGUGUUAGCUAAAUAUGGUGAUAAUGGAAAGCAUGUCUACAGAAAGUGUUUGGGAUGUUUCGAAGGACUCCCCCUUGCUUCAAUCAUAGCUGGGCAAGUUUACACGGCACAUGGAGGGCUUUUCCGUGGUACGAUUGCCACUCCAUCAAAAAGGUCUAAAAAGAAGAAUCGUAAGGUUGUUCACAACCCUAAAGUGGAUUCUUUAAUUCUCGGUUCCUUUGAGGAGUUAGCAAAAGCUCGAAGAUCUGUCCUUGAUCCUCCCUGGGAAGGUCAGAACUUGAUUCCUGGCGACAUCCUAUGGUCAGAUCCAUCAAUGACUCCUGGUCUUUCCCCAAAUACUGAGAGAGGAAUUGGCCUCUUGUAUGGUCCGGAUUGUACUGAAGAAUUUUUGAAGAAGUUCAAUUUAAAGUUAAUCAUCAGGUCACAUGAAGGCCCUGAUGCACGGGAUAAGCGGCCUGAUCUUGGAGGAAUGGAUGUUGGAUAUACUAUAGAUCAUAUUGUUGAGUCCGGCAAGCUCAUCACAUUAUUCAGCGCCCCAGAUUAUCCACAAUUUCAGGCAACAGAAGAGCGUUAUAAAAACAAAGGAGCCUAUAUUGUCUUGGAACCUCCAAACUUCGACACACCAAUGUUUCACAGCUUUGAAGCUGUAACCCCAAGACCGAAGGUAAAUCCUUAUUAUGAUUUCGAAGAUGUUAUUGAUUCUGAUGAAGAAUUGGACCUGGUAUCAAUGGUGACGGAUUCUGGAUUGCAGCAGUCUGCUGCUUGAAAAGGCAAUAUUACGACUGCAAAAUACCGAAUGAAUUUUUGUGUAUGCUCUUUUGCCCGUUUUCUAUUAAAGUGUGUAUUUAUAUAUUUGUGAAAAGGCAAAUAUAGAUUCCCUACUGGUGAGUAUCAUAAUCUUGUACAUUAUGAUAUCAUUGCCCUGCUGAAUAUGAGGGUCUAAUGACGUCGCAAUUUUUAUUUUCCUCCAAAUUAUUGUGUAGUGAAUUUGUUUAGAUUGUAACUGAUUCAGUGUAAAGAAACUAACACCUCAGUUCCAAAUUCAUUGUAUUUGAGCGUUUAGAGGGGAAAUGUGUGUUCAGUUCUGUAUA
Molecule: messenger RNA, 1762 nt
Organism: Salvia hispanica
Lineage: Eukaryota; Viridiplantae; Streptophyta; Magnoliopsida; Lamiales; Lamiaceae
Gene: PP7
Product: serine/threonine phosphatase 7
Molecular function (GO): hydrolase activity
Source: RefSeq, a predicted model, not a curated record